Messenger RNA from Fusarium venenatum, 474 nucleotides. RefSeq names its product cutinase. Gene Ontology annotation, molecular function: hydrolase activity. NCBI's taxonomy places the organism in Eukaryota, Fungi, Ascomycota, Sordariomycetes, Hypocreales, Nectriaceae. The record is from RefSeq and is a predicted model, not a curated record.
AUGUGUGAUCCUUACAAACCUUCUCAGACUGAAGGCGUCAGAGCUCUUACCGAGGUAGUUCAGCAGUACGUUGCACGCUGCCCUAGAACAAAAAUGAUAAUACUCGGCUUUUCUCAGGGAGCUCAUAUAAUUGCUGAUGUGAUGUGCGGUGCAAGUUCAGUUGGGUUUCCAGCUACAAACCCACAGCCUCUUAACAUCACUAACAAGAUUGCCGCCAUUGUCUUGAUGGGCGAUCCAAGCACUACGAAGGGACAGGCUUUCCACGUUGGGAGUAGCAAGGGCGAUGGUAUAUUUCCUCAUCAGAAACCGAAUAGGUGCCAUUAUGUCUCUGGCAAGGCCGUGUCGUUCUGUGAUGUAGGAGACCCCUUCUGCGAGGCUGGAGGGCAUGACCUGAGCACCCAUAUGAGAUAUGUGUCAGCAGCAUAUGGACAAAUGGCUACUGAUUUUGCUGUUUCCAUGUUCCAUCUUGCCUAG